Molecule: messenger RNA, 826 nt
Organism: Prosopis cineraria
Lineage: Eukaryota; Viridiplantae; Streptophyta; Magnoliopsida; Fabales; Fabaceae
Product: RNA-binding protein involved in heterochromatin assembly dri1-like
Exons: 4
Coding region: 18-659 (213 amino acids)
Cellular component (GO): cytoplasm
Molecular function (GO): mRNA binding
Source: RefSeq, a predicted model, not a curated record
UUUCUGCUUUUCUCUACAUGACCAGGGAACAGCUCUCUCUAGAAUUAGAUUACCAGGAAACAGAAAGAGACAUCCCUGUCCCAAGUCUCAACUACAAUCGGUCUAUAAAGCCUCCCAACUCUAGCAGCAGAUUUUAUCACAGGAACUACUUGAUCACCAGCUUUUUUCUGAACUAUUACUCUAUUCACAUCUGUCAUACCAUUUCUGGGCAGCUAAUUCUGUUAUUCAUCAUUCUUCUUAAGAGUAGUAUAUUGGCAAAGAUGAGCUACACCGGACGUGAUUGGCUAUGUGGUGCUUGCCAGCAUGUUAAUUUCAGGAGGAGAGAUGCAUGCCAACGUUGUGGAUACCCCAAGUUUGGAGGUUCUGAGUCAUUGAUUUGUGGAAGCAACAAGAACAGUGAAGCAUUGCCAGGAGACUGGUUUUGCAGUGCUGAGAACUGUGGAGCUCACAACUAUGCAAGCCGAUCAAGAUGCUUUAGGUGUGAUGCUCUCAGAGAUGACAACGCUGUCUCUGACAGAUAUGGACUUGGCAGCAGCAUGCCCCCACCAGGAUGGAAGCCUGGUGAUUGGAUGUGCUCUAGCUGCGGAGCCCAUAACUACGCUAAUAGGGAAGAAUGCUUCAAGUGCAAAAUACCAAAUGAUUAUGGGCGUGCAAACUGAGAGCAUUUCAGAAAAUCCCAUAUUGCAGAAUGUUCGCACGUGUUUCCUCGUCAAGAAAUGCAAGAUUAUUUCUCUUUUGUUAGAGCCUUAGAUUGUAAAAGAUAAAAGCCGUGUGUUAGAAAUAUGGCCAUGUUCUGGCACUGAGAACAUUUUCCAGUACUUUGUUA